Molecule: messenger RNA, 1716 nt
Organism: Octodon degus (degu)
Lineage: Eukaryota; Metazoa; Chordata; Mammalia; Rodentia; Octodontidae
Gene: Nagk
Product: N-acetylglucosamine kinase
Exons: 10
Coding region: 554-1588 (344 amino acids)
Molecular function (GO): N-acetylglucosamine kinase activity
Source: RefSeq, a predicted model, not a curated record
CUGCGCUCCGUCCGCUCACAUGAGCGGCGCGUGAAAACCUGCACACGGGUCUGCGUUCACAGCCAGGCUGCCACCGAGCCGAACUUUCCGACCAUUCCAGCGCCACUACGGGUCCGGGACACAGCUCCGGGACCACGCCUCCGAGAGCGCGGCCCCGCGUGCGUCACCCGCUACGUCGCAGUCCACGUGACCCCCAGGGCCGCCGGGGCUGACAGCAACUUCCGGGUGCCCAGGGACCGACGAGGUCUUUGCGUGUCGGAUAUCCCUUUGUCGCUGCUCCUCUUAGCAUCCGGGAUACGUCCCGGGGGACUGGGUCUUCCUCUGCAAGAAGCUGCUAAGGAACACGCCAGGUGACCCGAAGAAGAACGCUCGGCCCGGCCAGCCCCAGACGAGGGGCGGUACGGCGAGCCACGCAUCGCGCACGCGCGCUGGGAGCCGGCCCGCCCGGCCGCGGUGACGUCACGGGGGGCGGUGCUGAGCUGGCUGGAGGGAGAGCGGCUGCGGGCAGGCUAGGGAAGCACACCGGGGGACCUGUGCCGUCUGUGGCAGCAGCAUGGCCGUGCUCUACGGAGGUGUGGAGGGGGGAGGCACACAGUCCAAGGUACUUUUGCUCUCAGAAGAUGGAAAGAUCCUGGCAGAAGCAGAUGGACUCAGCACAAACCACUGGCUGAUCGGGACAGACAAAUGUGUGGAGCGGAUCAACGAGAUGGUGAACAGUGCCAAACUGAAAGCAGGGGUAGACCUUCUGCUACCUCUGCGAAGCUUGGGCCUUUCCCUGAGCGGUGGGGAGCAGGAGGAAGCAGUGAAGAUCCUGGUGGAGUUGCUGAGGGACCGAUUUCCCAACCUGAGUGAAAACUACUUAAUCACCACCGAUGCCGCAGGCUCCAUCGCCACAGCUACUCCGGAUGGUGGAGUCGUGCUCAUCUCUGGGACUGGCUCUAACUGCAGACUCAUCAACCCUGAUGGCUCUGAGAGUGGCUGCGGUGGCUGGGGCCACAUAAUGGGAGACGAGGGCUCAGCCUAUUGGAUCGCACAUCAAGCAAUGAAAAUAGUGUUUGACUCCAUUGACAAUCUCGAGGCAGCUCCUCAUGAUAUUGGCUACGUCAAGCAGGCCAUGUUCAGCUAUUUCCAGGUGCCAGAUCGGCUAGGAAUCCUCACCCACCUUUACAGGGACUUUGAUAAAAGCAGGUUUGCCGGGUUCUGCCGGAAAAUUGCAGAAGGUGCUCAGCAGGGAGACCCCCUUUCGCGAUACAUCUUCAGGAAGGCUGGUGAGAUGCUCGGCCGGCAUGUUGUGGCAGUGCUGCCUGAGAUUGACCCGGUCUUGUUCCGAGGAGAGAUGGGCCUCCCCAUCUUGUGUGUGGGCUCUGUGUGGAAGAGCUGGGAUCUGCUGAAGGAAGGUUUCCUUACAGCACUGACCCAGGGCAGAGAGCUCCAGGCUCAGAACUCCUUCUCUGGCUUCACCCUGAUGAAGCUGAGGUACUCCUCCGCCCUAGGUGGGGCCAUCUUAGGGGCCAGGCAUGUUGGGCACGUCCUUCCCAUGGACUACAGUGUCAGUGCCACUGCCUUCUACUCCCACACCUUUUCCUAGGGGGCUGGCCCUGGCUCCACCCAUUCUACACCCACUGGACAUGGUAUGCUAGAACGAAGGAAUUUUUUUUUUUUUUUUUUUUUUAAGAACAUCUUAUAGGAGAAAAUAAAGGCACUUUAACUGGUCCC